AUGUCGCUUCCUACACACUUCACCCUCAACACAGGCGCCAAGAUCCCCGCUGUUGGCUUCGGCACAUGGCAAGCAAAGCCUGGUGAGGUCGAGCGUGCUGUAGAGACAGCGUUGAAGGCUGGCUACCGUCACAUCGAUUGCGCAGCGAUCUACAGAAACGAGGCCGAGGUCGGUGAAGGUAUCCGUGCAAGUGGUGUGCCUCGACAAGACAUCUUCAUCACAGGCAAGCUUUGGAACACAAAACAUGCGCCUGAGGACGUCGAGGCUGCACUCGACAAGAGCUUGGAGGACCUUGACACAGAGUAUCUCGAUUUGUUCCUGAUGCACUGGCCUGUUGCUUUCAAUGGCAAAUCUCGCAAGUGGUUCCCUCUGCGCGAGAACGGCGUCUUUGACCUGAUCGAUAUCGACCCUGCCGAUACAUACAAGGCCAUGGAGAAGCUUCUCAACACCGGCAAAGUACGCGCUAUCGGUGUCUCCAACUUCACCAUCAAUCGCCUCGAUGACCUGCUCUCCAAGACCAGCGUCGUUCCCGCCGUCAACCAGAUCGAAGUACACCCUUACCUGCAGCAGCCUUCCCUCUUCGACUACUGCAAGAGUAAAAACAUCCUCAUCGAAGCAUACUCACCCCUCGGCAACAAUCAGACCGGAGAGCCACGCACAGUCGACGACUCGCUCGUCGGUGAGCUUGGCAAACAGUUGGGCCUCGAUGGUGGGCAGCUGCUUGCGAGUUGGGGCAUCCAGCACGGACACGUCGUACUGCCAAAGAGCGUGACACCACACAGGAUACAAAGCAAUCUGCAAGUACAGGAACUGUCCAAGGACGCAUAUGAGAAGCUCACUGGUCUAGAGAGGCACAAGAGGUUUAACCAGCAGUCGAGGUGGGGUUUCGACAUAUUUGAGGAGCUGGGCCAAGCAAAGGUCACCAAGAUUGCUGAAGAUGCGGCUGAGGCGAACAAAGAGAAGUUCACUACGUGA
This is a messenger RNA of Macroventuria anomochaeta, 975 nucleotides long. Its product is annotated as Aldo/keto reductase. Bases 1 to 975 code for a protein of 324 amino acids. The record is from RefSeq and is a predicted model, not a curated record. Lineage: Eukaryota; Fungi; Ascomycota; Dothideomycetes; Pleosporales; Didymellaceae. Gene Ontology annotation, cellular component: cytosol. The transcript has 2 exons. Gene Ontology annotation, molecular function: aldose reductase (NADPH) activity.